Molecule: messenger RNA, 1880 nt
Organism: Coturnix japonica (Japanese quail)
Lineage: Eukaryota; Metazoa; Chordata; Aves; Galliformes; Phasianidae
Gene: ERP29
Product: endoplasmic reticulum protein 29
Biological process (GO): protein secretion
Cellular component (GO): endoplasmic reticulum lumen; endoplasmic reticulum
Source: RefSeq, a predicted model, not a curated record
GGCCGGCGCUCACGUGACCCACAGCCCCACUCCCUCCGCGCUCCGCCAUGGCUGCGGCGGCCGCUGUCUGCUCGUUGCUCCUCUGCUUGCUCGGCCUGGCGCUGCCCAGCAGCGCCCUGCACACCAAGGGCUCCGUGCCCCUCGACACCAUCACCUUCUACAAGGUGAUCCCAAAGCACAAGUUCGUCCUGGUGAAGUUCGAUACUCAAUACCCUUAUGGCGAGAAACAAGAUGAGUUCAAAAAGCUGGCGGAGAGCUCGGGGUCCAGCGAGGAGCUGCUGGUGGCUGAGGUGGGAAUAUCAGAUUAUGGCGAUAAACUGAACACCGAGCUGGGAGAAAAGUACAAGCUGGACAAGGAGAAAUACCCUAUCUUCUAUUUGUUCCAGGAUGGUGACUUUGAUAAUCCCUUACCUUACUCUGGUCACAUUAAAGCCGGGGCUAUUCAGCGCUGGCUGAAGAGUAACGGCAUCUACCUGGGGAUGCCGGGCUGUCUGAAGGAGUACGAUGUGUUGGCCAGCAAGUUUAUGGGUGUCAAUGACAAAUCAGAACGUCAGGCACUGCUGAAGAAGGGACAACAGAGCUUAGAGAGAGCAAAGGAAACCGAGAAGAAAUCGGCUGAGCAAUACUUGAAAAUUAUGAGCAAGAUCCUGGAGCAAGGAGAAGAGUUUGCUGCUAACGAAGUUGUUCGAAUCACAAAACUGAUCGAGAAGAAUAAAAUGAGCGAUGGGAAAAAGGAAGAGCUCCAGAAAAGCCUCAAUAUCCUGGCUUCGUUCCUGAAGAAGAACAAUGAUAAAGAUGAGCUCUGAUAUGUUGGGGAGCUUUGUGCAAGCUGUGAAACACUGUCAAGUCUUAAGCAGUUCUCCCAGUGCAAGCAAACUUCCCACUGACUUCAAGAGAGCAGCAGACACCAUUGGAUCCUCAGUUAUAAGAUAAGAGGAAGCAAUGCCUCAAAAACACAGUAUUUACAUGUUGGGAAAACCACCUUAAAGCAAGCUGCCAGUAUUGUGAAAUCCUAUUAAAUAACAGUGUUAAAGUAGAUCCCAAAUCACUCUAUUGGCCUGGAGCACAUUCCUGGUGGUUUUUUACAGCUGUUCCCCAGCAAAGCAAUGACAAAACUCAGUCUCACAUUCCAUGUUUCUAAUGGUACAGAGGCGUUGCCCCUGCCAUACCCACCUGUCCCUGCUUUCAUUGCUUUUGGGUUUUGUCCUGCUCACCCCCAUCCCACCCUCAUUCUCCCCCCUUAGUGCUGUCCUUACCUGCUGCUGACCGAGAGCUGCCGUUUCCAUCUGCCUUCUCCAGAAGCUGUUGGGUUCAAUCUGCACAUCACAGCUUGUUCUACAGCAGAACCCCUUUGCGGUACCUGGUCUGAGCACUGAGGUCUCCUCCAGCUGCAGUUACUCUUGAGCCUCACCCAUUUAUACUUCUUUUUUUCAGUAUUCAGAUUCAAUUCAGGUGAGUUUCCCCAUGGCUCCAAUGCAUUUUUUUGACCUUCCUAUCCAAGCUUCACCUCAUGAAUAAGAGCAGGAGGCAAAAAGUGAUAUUUAAAAGUUCCAAGCAGUUGCUAACAUGCAGAAAAUGCUUUUUCCAGCCUGAUCUCCAGAACGACACUGUGAAACUAAAGCUUCAGCAGCCCUUGGCAGAGUUAAAACUGUUUAAAAACGAGGUCUUGCAACAACAAAAAAGUGUUAAUUCCCAUACAAGCUUUAUCAGGCUCACAAACACCUUCCCAGUUUCACCUUGAGACUGCGCUUUCUGCUCAGCAAAUCGAUUUCUGUGGGAGCUUUUGCUGCCUUUUGAAUCCUGGGGUGGGGAUGAAGAGCUGCCGGAUGAAAUGUAUUAAUAUUGUUCUAAUAAUAAUAAUAAAAACCCGUUCCAACAAA